Carya illinoinensis is the source of this 750-nucleotide messenger RNA. RefSeq lists its product as uncharacterized. Lineage: Eukaryota; Viridiplantae; Streptophyta; Magnoliopsida; Fagales; Juglandaceae. Bases 1 to 750 code for a protein of 249 amino acids. The transcript has 2 exons. The record is from RefSeq and is a predicted model, not a curated record.
AUGGACGCCUACUCCGGGUACAACCAAAUUUGCAUGAAUCCUGAUGACGAGGAGAAGACUUCAUUUGUCACUGAUAGGGGGUUGUACUGCUACUCGACCAUGCCAAUUGGAUUAAAAAAUGCAGGGGCCACCUAUCAGUGGCUGGUCAACUGCGUGUUUAAAGGUCUGAUAGGAAGAAAUAUGGAAGUUUAUGUAGAUGAUUUGCUAGUCAAGAGUGGAGCUCCUGAACAACACCUCGCCGAUCUCUGCAAGGCUUUAGUAGUAUUACGACAAUACCAAAUGAAACUCAACCCAGUGACGGUAGACUACUUCACUAAGUGGGUAGAGGUUGAAGCAUUGGCAACAAUCACGGCAAGCAACAUCACCCGUUUCUUGUGGAGGACUGUCACCUGCAGAUUUGAGAUCUCAUCAUAUUGGACAACGAAAGGCAGUUUGAAUCUGACCACUAUCGGGAGUAGUGUUGGGACCUGGGAAUCAAAUUUUAGUACUCAUCUCCAUGAUAUCCAUAGUCCAACGGGCAAGUCAAAGCAACCAAUGAUUCUCAAGAAGAAACUCAACGAUAAGAAAUGGGCUUGGGCAGAAGAACUCGUCGGUGUGUUGUGGGCAUACUUGAUCACAGUGAGAACCCCGAUGGGAGAGACUCCCUUCACUCUCUCACCUAUGAACAUGAGGCAAUGCCACCCAUCAAGGCUAGGAUCCCUACCUAUAUGGUGCAACACUUUGAGCAAAGCUCCAACAAUGAGCGACUAG